AUGAGCCGCUUCGUAUCUGCCGGCACCGACGAGGCGCCGCCAACGGAGCGCGACGAGGCAUGGCGGAAAGCCCAGCAGGAGUUGGAGGCCAAGCAGAUGCAAAAGGCUGAAGCUGGGAAGCAGGAAGGCGGCAAAUCGCUCUACGAGACGCUGCAGAGCAACAAAGCCGCCAAACAAGAGGCAUUUGAGGAAGCAAACCGAUUGCGGAAUCAGUUCCGCUCUCUUGAUGAGGAUGAGAUCGAAUUCUUGGAUUCUGUUAUGGAGUCAACGCGGGCCAAGGAGGCGGAAGUGAAGAAGGAGACUCUAACUCAGUUGGAGGUGUUUCGCCGUCAGCAAGAAGAAGCAGAGAAGGCUGCACAACAGGCUGGUGAUGCUGGGCCCCCUGCGGAAGCUGGAGAGUCGUGGGCCGCGAGUGGUCCAAGGAAGCGGAAGAAGGGUCGCGAGGGGCCCAUCGCUGGUGUCAAGUUGCGGAGGACGUCUACGAACGAGAAGCAGAGCGUGGCUUCGCCUGCCGGGGAUGAGGCUGGUCAGCCGCCUCCUAAGGCUGUUACCAAAGACGCUGCAGCUGCUGCUGACGAGAAAAGGCCCGCUGACACUCCGUCAGGCGGGUCGAAAGCGGGUGAAGUUGUUGACGAUGACGGAUCAAAGAUUUCUGCUGCUCCGGUCAAGAGCGUAAGUUCUGCAGCAGAUAAGCCAGCCUCCCCUCCGCCUUCUGGGCUUGGUCUGGCUGCGUACUCUUCAGACGAGGACGAAUAG
Molecule: messenger RNA, 756 nt
Organism: Saxophila tyrrhenica
Lineage: Eukaryota; Fungi; Ascomycota; Dothideomycetes; Mycosphaerellales; Extremaceae
Exons: 2
Coding region: 1-756 (251 amino acids)
Cellular component (GO): nucleus
Source: RefSeq, a predicted model, not a curated record